Messenger RNA from Macadamia integrifolia, 1539 nucleotides. RefSeq names its product ADP-ribosylation factor GTPase-activating protein AGD12-like. NCBI's taxonomy places the organism in Eukaryota, Viridiplantae, Streptophyta, Magnoliopsida, Proteales, Proteaceae. The transcript is spliced from 9 exons. The record is from RefSeq and is a predicted model, not a curated record. The coding region runs from base 398 to 1399 and encodes 333 amino acids. Gene Ontology annotation, molecular function: phospholipid binding; GTPase activator activity.
AAAUCGGCCUUGGGCGUUCAGCCAUAUUAAGUGCUUUCUUCGUCGUCCUCAUAUGUUCAUGUCAUUAAUUUCAGCCAUAUUAAGUGCUUUUCUUUCUUCGUCAUCGUCAUAGAGGAGGGAGUUUUGACUGUGACAUAGGUAGGGGCGCAUCUGGUGGUAUACUAUAUAUAUAAAAAGAGGCAAAACGCUUCGAAACGAAAGAAGAAUAUCUCGCUCAACGACCUGCCUCCGCCCCCUUUAUGUUCAUGCCCCCAUUUAGCCAUUAUGUAAUCAUUGAGGAGAAGGGACGAAAUUCAGUUCCUGUGUUGUUGCUUCUUUGAAACUAUCAGGGGCUUUGGAUCAAUUGAUUCCUUAAUCUCCGGGCUUUGUUGGAUGAUUGUUGCUCUUAAGCUCGGAAAUGAGUCGUCCUUCCGCCAAUAGCAGGCCUUCCCAAGGUAAUAUAGCAAGGCUAAGAGAACUAUUGCGUAAAAGUGAUAAUCGUGUUUGUGCAGAUUGUGGUGCACCAGAUCCAAAAUGGGCGUCAGCAAAUAUUGGAGUAUUUUUAUGCUUAAAAUGUUGUGGCGUGCAUAGAAGUCUCGGAACACAUAUUUCAAAGGUUUUGUCUGUGACAUUGGAUGAGUGGACUGAUGAAGAAAUUGAGUCUAUGGUUGAGGUUGGCGGUAAUUCUUCUGCUAACAAAAUAUAUGAAGCUUUUUUUCCCGAAGGAUUUUCAAAGCCUGGACCAGAUUCCAAUAAUGAGGAACGGGUGAAGUUCAUCAGGUCUAAAUAUGAACUUCAGGAGUUUCUGAAACCUAGUCUGCGGAUUGUCUCGCUUCCUGGAAGGACCUCCUCUCUCCAAUCUAGUUUUUCUAGAAAGAUAUUGGAUAGCUUUCGAAGCGAAAAGUCAGCAACUAAAAUGCAGGAGGGGGGCAUGGUGGAGUUCAUUGGAAUGCUAAAGAUUAAAGUGAUAAAAGGCACAAAUUUGGCUAUCAGAGAUCUAUUGUCUAGUGAUCCUUACGUUGUCCUUACUCUUGGGCAGCAGAAAGUCCAGACACAAGUAGUAAAGAGCAAUUUGAAUCCAGUGUGGAAUGAAGAUCUCAUGCUUUCAGUUCCUCAUAACUUUGGGGCCGUAAAGCUGCAAGUAUAUGAUUACGACACAUUUUCGGCUGAUGACAUAAUGGGGGUAGCCGAGGUUGAUAUUCAGCCGCUGAUCACAUCUGCAAUGGCAUUUGGUGAUCCAAACAUGUUUGGAAACAUGCAGAUUGGAAAGUGGUUGAAAUCGCAUGACAAUGCUCUCAUUGAAGACAGCAUCAUCAAUAUAGUGGACGGGAAAGUGAAACAAGGGGUGUUGCUGAAGCUUCAGAAUGUUGAAUGUGGAGAUCUUGAACUAGAACUAGAAUGGAUACCUCUAGAGCAAUAGUUGUCGCAUCAUUUUUCCUCCAUAUCUACUGUUGAAUAAAACUUUGAUGCAGCUGUUGUAUUGUAUGAAAUAUUUAUACAGCAUUGCAUUUUUUCAUUUUUUUUUGUCUAUAUAUUUAUGUUAAUUACCCUUUUCUGUAA